Halichondria panicea is the source of this 1052-nucleotide messenger RNA. RefSeq lists its product as uncharacterized. The record is from RefSeq and is a predicted model, not a curated record. NCBI's taxonomy places the organism in Eukaryota, Metazoa, Porifera, Demospongiae, Suberitida, Halichondriidae. The transcript has 3 exons. The coding region runs from base 132 to 962 and encodes 276 amino acids.
GUUGUCAACAAACAUAACAAUUUAUAAUUAGCUAUAACUUUAACUAUGAAGAGCUUUAGUCUUCUAUAAAACUGACUUCUUGUGUCAAGAAAGAGACCCUUGGGUUUCACGAGGAUCUGGAGGCUGCAACCAUGAGCUGCUCUAAAGCAAACAUUCCUAUAAGUCCUGACAUGCCUGAGGUACCUGAAAUCAGAGUGUGUGUGGAGAGUGUAUUUGAGGAAGGACUGGUGGUGUGUUACACUGACCCAGCUGGACUGGAGUACAGAGGGGCACUACUCGCCUUUACACCAACUGACCAAAGAUUGCUUAGUGUUGUGAAGCCUACUUCUCGUGAGCUGGCCAACCCACUCUCCUAUGUCCAUGACCAUCCAUACUGUAACCUCAAUAGAUAUGCAAAACAUGUAUCUUCAAAGAUCCCAUCUGAUAUUUUACUGAACUGGAGCACCCUCCCAUCAUUACUCGCUAACUCUAAAACAAAUAACUUGGAGGAGAUUGCAACACGGCGAAAACUAGCCGAGGUGCCUCUACGCAGUAAAAAUGACGAUGUGCAAUUGUCCAUGCCACAAAUUAGAAGUUCCACUGUUUUCACUGACCCAGUUAAAGAACCGAGACACAGACAUCGAGUGUAUUGUCCAUCUGUUAUGGGACGAACUGCCAAGAAGAUUGCCAACUCAAGGAUUUUUGGAGUUGAUAGUUUUAGUGACAGUGAAAGUUCACAUUAUGUAAAGAGUCACAAAAAGAAUCAUAAAAAGCGCAAGUCCAUCGUUCCUAAAGUAAAGAGAAGACAACAAUCCUCUUCCCCUUGUGUCGUUGACUCACCCAGGCCAAGACCAAAAAUUAGCCUGAAGAAAUUUUCUAUACCCCUGUUUCGUAUUAGACUGUCCCCAAUUGGUUCUCCGUGUCCUCCUAGCCCCCCAAAGUCUAGCUGUUGCAGCUCACCUGAUGUUAUUGUUGUAGAUUGAAACUUUCUAUUGUAUAUACAUCAGUUUAUCUGUAUUUCUCUCCCGUGCAUGCAUGUUUUUAUAAUUAUUGUAUUGCAUCCACCAUGUCAG